AUGGCCGAAGGCGAGGGUAUCGGGUCGGCUUGGAAGAUAAUCCCGUCGCUUAGCUCGCGGGAUAUCGCUGCCACAGUCGACUUCUAUACGAGCGAGCUGGGGUUCACCCUGGGCGGAACCAAGCCCGAGAAUGGUAAUGACUCUCCGCUCUACUUUUGCUCCGUCUACACAGGAAAUGAGGCUGCUGCCAACAUCUACUUCUUCCUGUGCGAACCAAACGAGUUCCAUCCUGGAGGAGUAAUGAUCGCUUUGGGCACGGCAGGUCUGGACCAGUUCCACGACCUUUUAUUGUCCAAGGGAAAAGUCGAAGUUGUCGAAGCUAUCCGAGAUACGCCUUGGGGUUACCGUCAAUUCACUAUUAAGGAUAACGAUGGCAAUCGUCUGACAUUCUUCAAGUUCCUGGAAGGGGGAAAUCCAGGAACCGACUGA
Messenger RNA from Colletotrichum abscissum, 429 nucleotides. RefSeq names its product glyoxalase family protein. The record is from RefSeq and is a predicted model, not a curated record. NCBI's taxonomy places the organism in Eukaryota, Fungi, Ascomycota, Sordariomycetes, Glomerellales, Glomerellaceae. The coding region runs from base 1 to 429 and encodes 142 amino acids. The transcript has a single exon.